Messenger RNA from Scheffersomyces amazonensis, 2174 nucleotides. RefSeq lists its product as uncharacterized. Bases 293 to 2068 code for a protein of 591 amino acids. The transcript has a single exon. The record is from RefSeq and is a predicted model, not a curated record. NCBI's taxonomy places the organism in Eukaryota, Fungi, Ascomycota, Pichiomycetes, Serinales, Debaryomycetaceae.
UCUAAUGUAUAAUAUAUAAUAUAGGUUAAAAAGACGGUUUCCCUAUCAAUUAGUUAGUACUAUAGUUUGAUAUUUGUAGCAAUAAAAAAUGUAAAAUGAUUCAUAGUCAUCAUUUAUAUUGUUGGGUACUGCACACAGUCUCCCAAGCCAAGUCAUUAUUCCUUAUCUAACAUACUGAUUAGUUGCUCCACAUUUAGUAAGUUAUGAUUAACUAAUUAGAUGGAGUUAGUUAUAUCAUUAAGUAUUAGUUAAGUAGUGUGGGUAGUAAUACUUUAGUAAGUUGUAAUAUACCAUGGAGUUUGAAGGGCUAUUCCCAACAUCCAGAUGUCGAAUUACCGAAUUCGGACAUACUGUGGAGAUGCUGUUAGCAGACUUUCCUAUUGAGAUCCUUCAAUUAAUUAUUGGUUGGUUAACUCAGGGGAAUGUUGAUAUAUAUAAUAAAGAAGGUGUAGUAUAUAGGGAUGGAUUAUAUCCCCUAUUUGUUUAUAAUUUAAAUCAGAUUCGUUGUGUAGGUCACUAUCAAGAUUUAAUAUCCUUAUCAUCAACUUGCACAAAAUUUAGAAGGUUAUUAGGACCAUUUAUAUUUAAAAAUUUUAGUUUAAUUAGAUUAAAUAAUGUUGAUGUAAUAUUAGGAAGUCAUUGGGGUCAAAGUGAACUCUUUUCUGAUAAGAAGAAGUAUAAUCGGGAAUUUAUGAAAGAAUUAUUAGCUAUCAAUAGCGAAAAUUGCUUAAUAUCAGAUUUAGCAAGAACAAGUUUUAAACAAGGGAUAAUCGGAGAUCUGAGCCAACAAAGUAGAUAUAACCGAGAAUUUAGUAUCAAUAACUUUAUAACUUAUCUUGAAGUUGAUUCUACGAUGCUUGUGGGAUCUAAUUUACUGCAAUUUCAUAAUCUAACUUCAUUGAAGAUACUUGAUACGGCAUACUUUGACUUUUAUACAUAUACACUUCCUCCACUUGAAAAUUUAACUGAAUUAUCUAUACGAGGUGAUAUCUUAAGUACAUUACAAUACAUUCCUCCCUCAUUGAAGCGAUUGGAUGUGAUGUUGGUGUUAUUACAGAAAGAAUGUUUAGAUGCAAUUGAGACAUUACACGAUACUUUCGAAACCAAAUUACUUAAUUUGGUCGAGUUGAAUAUGUUUUUCGAUACAAGGGAAGCAUUAAAUUAUGAUGAGAUUCUAAACUUAUUGGAAAUAGUGGCAGAUAAUUGCUUGAAAUUAGAGAAUAUAAACUUUAGGAAACUUAGAAGAAACGUUAAUAUUGAUUCAGAAUUCUCAAAUCUGAUAUAUAAUAGUUUGAAUUUUUAUAAGAUUGUAAAGAAAUUUGAAAAUAUCCGACAUAUUGGUAUUGAUGUGAAGAUUUUAAAUACUAUAAUGGAUGAUACAUUAUUUGUUGAUCGAUUAAAAUUAACAAAUAGGGCCAACUUACCAUUAGCAAAUAUGGGACUUCAAAGGAGUAUGACGGUGUUUGAUUAUUCUACCACAAGUCCGAUAUUGACUACCAAUGCCAUUAAAUUAUUAAGUGAUAUUAUACGAUGUAUUGGUAUUACUGAAUUUAAUUUUCAAUUUAAUGAGUCUCAUAAUCGAAGUAGAGAUAAUGCCAUUAAUUUAGUACUUAGUGUUGUAUCAUUUCAAACACAAAUUUAUUCCAAGCAACUUGAGAAAGUGUCUAUCAUGCCUUGCUGGUCAUUAACUGAUGGACAUCUUAAAAGAAGUUUUUAUAGAGAUUGUAUUAUUAAGAAUAAUGAACUUCCUAAUAAAGUAUGGCAACAAUCAUUAGCAUCAGCAUUAAUUGGAGAUAAGAUAUCAUGUACCAACUCAUCUAAAUUUAAAGAUAAAGAAAUAUUUGAUGUUAUUUAUUUGGAGCAUAUUCUUGAUGGAUAUUUAGGGUUUCCACCUUCUCCUGUAAUAUUUCAAGCUAAAUUGCAACCAUGUGAAGAUAAUGAGGAAAAUAAUCUAAAUCAAAAUCAAUAUAGCACUAGUCGAAGUUUCUGGAGUGUCGAAACAUCUUUAUCGGAAAUGGAGCAUUAUUCAGCAGUAGUUAAGAGGCCACCAACACCACCCUAUAAUUGAUUAAUAAGAGGUAUAAAGAGGUAUAAAGAGGUAUAAUAGAGUAAUGUAUGUAAGUAUAAUAUAUAAUAUAUAUUAAGUGCAUUAUAAUAUAUUUUGCAACCAAAAA